UCGAAGAUCUAUGGGAAGCCUCCAUGGUCAUAUUCGGCAUCAGCAUGCUCGAUAACCUAUAACCCCUAUAAUAUUUUGGUUCAAGACCUUCAGGUUUAACUAGAGGCAAGAAAGGGUUAAUAUGCAAAGAAACAAAAUGACAGUGUGCACAAAAGAUAUACAAAUCUUUCGACAGAACUAUGAGAAGCAUUUUGGAGAUACAAGUCCAAUUCCAAAACUCACAUUUCCGUUGUUUUUACCGUUCGACGAUCUGCGUUUUCUACAUUUCAGGUUUCCGAGAUUCUUCGUUUCGAUCUUAUGCAUCCUGUGUUUUCGCUUUCGGUGUUUUGAGUUUUCGAUCAAAGGCAUACAUACCGUUUAUCUCAUACUAACAAAUGUCAUUUGUUGAUGUUUGUUGUUUAUUUUAUAUUUUAGUUUUUAUUUAUUGUCGUCUGAUUCUACGUAGCCUACAUCUAGGUUGCACGUUUGUUAGUCUGUUGUUGUUUAUCGUUCAUGUGUGCACUGGAAUUCUUGAUUUAGAUAAUAGCACGAAUCUCGAGUUUUAUUUCAGGAAAAUCAUAUCAGUGCAUAGUAUACUUGAGAUACAUUAUCGAUCUAUGCUGAUAUGCUUUUUUCAUCUUUAUUCGGUAUAUCGUUAAAAUAUUUAUGCAUGAAAAAUGAGGUUAGUAUUUGUAUUUUGCAUUAUGUUUUGGAUUGAUUUGCAUGCAAAAAGGGUCCUAUAAUUUGGUAGAACAACUUUAUGUUAGUAGAAUGUUUUGAUUAAAGUCACAAUCAUUAAAUUGAUUAAAGUCAAAUCCUUUUGUGGUAAUAAAGAGUUAUGAUCACCAACAACUUUUACAGAACUCUGUACAUUAGUUCCAGAUAUUCUUAAGGGAAAUUUUCCAUAUAUUGCUAUUUCAAGAAGUUGUUUACCUAGAGUAGAGCACUUAAUAUAAUACGAACUUUUAUCCUAAGAAAACGAUUGCAUCCAAUACCACAAGCGAUCUUCAAAGAAAGUCAUGCUAUUUAGUUUAUUUUCUAUCUUUCGUAUGUUACUACAGGGUCCGUAAUAAUCAAUCAUUUUUAAACCGAGUUAGCUUUCGUCGAAAAACUCCAAAUACUACUCCGCCAACAAUGAAUAAUAAUAUGAAUGAACGGGUAAAACAAAGUGCUGUAGCUGCAAUGCGAUCUUGUAUUGAUACACUUUCAGAAACAGCUAGUAUAACUCAAUCAAGUGUAUUACCACAUGACGUUUCAUCUUCUGAUACCGAGGAUGAUCAUGCAUACGCUUGUCAAGACGUCUCAUCAUUAACUUCGGCUCAUAAAAAUGCAAUACGUUUUAUGAGAAAAGCAAAAUAUUUUGUUGCUAGAAGAAAAUUUCGUGAGGCACUUCGACCGUAUGAUGUCACUGAUGUUAUUGAACAAUAUUCAACAGGGAAUGUUGAUAUGUUAGCGCGAAUGAAAUAUUUACAGCUGAGGUUAGAUAAAGUACUUGGCUCAUCAAAAACAGCUGACAGUUACGAGUCGGGUCUCAGUUUAGCAUCUCGAAUUGUUAAAAUUGAACGACAGGUCGAAGGUCUUGAUGUGAAAGUUGAUAAAUUAUGCCAAUUGGCCAACAACGUAUUAGAAAAUCGUCCUCGUCAUUCUUCUUCGACUAUCAGUCGAAUGUUUAUUCGACCCACUCCACGAAGACGUCGUUCUCAUCGUCGUAUAACACAUACACAACCACACAAUGAACAACAAUCUCAAGCGUCUUCAUUAUUUCAACAAAAUGCAAUGGAAUUCAAUAGAUCAAAUACAGAUCUACCAAGUACUACUACUACUACUAACACAAUUGUAACACGAAAAACGAAGCCCACUCGUCCUCCAUUUCGUACAUUAGACAGGCCGAGAACUUCCACGUCCAUGCUAUCGACAGAAACAAAUAAUUCAACUUCACAUGGCAGCCUUGUUAGUCUCUAUUGGCUAUUUAACGAUAAUAUUAAUUCGUCUCGAACUGCAUUUGUAUAG
Didymodactylos carnosus is the source of this 1989-nucleotide messenger RNA. The record is from the annotation of a GenBank genome assembly. NCBI's taxonomy places the organism in Eukaryota, Metazoa, Rotifera, Eurotatoria, Philodinida, Philodinidae.